Messenger RNA from Ochotona princeps (American pika), 590 nucleotides. RefSeq names its product binder of sperm protein homolog 1. Bases 244 to 522 code for a protein of 92 amino acids. NCBI's taxonomy places the organism in Eukaryota, Metazoa, Chordata, Mammalia, Lagomorpha, Ochotonidae. The transcript has 4 exons. Gene Ontology annotation, cellular component: cell surface. The record is from RefSeq and is a predicted model, not a curated record. Gene Ontology annotation, molecular function: heparin binding.
CAGGGGCAGAGGCGCACAUGGAGCACACGGCCACAAGUCCCCUGACAAGGCCAGCAUUACAGUGCACUGGCUUGGGCAAUGCCAGCAUCCUAUGGGCCGCAGGUUCAAGUCCCAGCUGCUCCAGUGCCGGUCCAGCUCCCUGCUAAUGCACCUGGGGGGAGGGAGGAAGCAGACUGCAUUGUUUAGCCUCAGAAUAUCAAGGCCACCUGCAGCCCACCAGAUUCCGACAUUCAUUAUCCAGAGAUGGUAGGCGGCCGCUGCGUCUUCCCGUUCCGGUACCAGGGGCAGGUGUUCCAUGAUUGCACUCAGCUCAACGCCCGGCACAAGUGGUGCUCCCUGAACCAGAGCUACACCGGCUACUGGAAGUACUGCACCACAGCCGACUUCGCCAAGUGCGUGUUCCCUUUCUGGUUCCGGCGCAUGAUCUACUGGGAGUGUACAGAUGACGGUAAUGACUUUGGGAAGAAGUGGUGCUCGCUGACCCAGGACUUCAACCGGGACCAGAUCUGGAAAUUCUGCUGAGGCACACAAGAGGAAUCCGUCCUCCCAGCUGGGCAGGGCCAUCUGCUACGGCUCAGAGGGCUUUUCCU